CCCCCCCCUUCCCUCCUCCUCCUCCCCUCCCGCCACCCACACCGAGCCGGCAAAUGAACUCGGUCCGAGCCGCCAACAGGAGACCCAGGCGAGUGUCCAGGCCGCGCCCGGUGCAGCAGCAGCAGGAGAGGAACAACAACAACGCCGCCGGGGACCGGGAUGAUGAUGUACCUGCAGAUAUGGUUGCAGAAGAAUCAGGUCCUGGUGCACAAAAUAGUCCAUACCAACUUCGCAGAAAAACUCUUCUACCUAAAAGAACAGCUUGCCCUACAAAGAGCAGCAUGGAGGGUGCCUCCACUUCAGCUACUGAGAACUUCGGUCACCGAGCUAAACGUGCUAGAGUAUCUGGAAAAUCCCAGGAUUUAUCAGCAGCACCUGCAGAACAAUAUCUCCAGGAGAAGUUGCCUGAUGAAGUGGUUCUGAAGAUCUUCUCCUACCUGCUGGAGCAGGACCUCUGCAGAGCAGCCUGUGUGUGUAAGCGCUUCAGCGAGCUGGCAAACGAUCCCAUUUUGUGGAAAAGAUUGUACAUGGAAGUAUUUGAGUACACUCGGCCCAUGAUGCAUCCUGAACCUGGCAAGUUUUAUCAGAUAAACCCAGAAGAAUAUGAACAUCCAAAUCCCUGGAAGGAAAGCUUUCAGCAGCUGUACAAAGGAGCACAUGUAAAGCCAGGGUUUGCUGAACACUUCUACAGUAAUCCCGCAAGAUACAAAGGAAGAGAAAAUAUGCUGUAUUACGAUACCAUUGAGGAUGCUCUUGGUGGAGUUCAGGAAGCUCAUUUUGAUGGACUUAUCUUUGUUCAUUCUGGUAUAUAUACUGAUGAAUGGAUAUAUAUAGAAUCUCCAAUCACCAUGAUCGGUGCAGCGCCUGGAAAAGUAGCAGACAAAGUUAUAAUUGAAAACACUAGAGAUUCCACCUUCGUUUUUAUGGAGGGUUCUGAAGAUGCCUAUGUUGGAUAUAUGACAAUCAGGUUCAACCCUGAUGACAAAUCUGCUCAGCACCACAAUGCUCACCACUGCUUAGAGAUCACCGUAAACUGCAGCCCUAUUAUAGACCACUGUAUCAUCCGGAGUACUUGCACGGUUGGCUCUGCAGUGUGCGUUAGCGGCCAAGGAGCUUGUCCGACUAUCAAACACUGUAACAUCAGCGACUGUGAAAAUGUGGGACUCUACAUUACAGACCACGCACAGGGCAUAUAUGAGGACAAUGAGAUCUCCAAUAAUGCGUUAGCAGGGAUUUGGGUUAAAAACCAUGGCAAUCCCAUUAUCAGACGGAAUCACAUUCACCAUGGACGUGAUGUUGGCGUUUUCACUUUUGACCAUGGCAUGGGUUAUUUCGAAAGCUGCAACAUCCACAGGAACAGGAUAGCAGGUUUCGAAGUGAAAGCGUACGCCAAUCCUACGGUGGUUCGGUGUGAAAUCCAUCAUGGUCAGACCGGCGGGAUCUAUGUUCAUGAGAAAGGAAGAGGACAAUUCAUAGAGAACAAAAUCUAUGCAAACAAUUUUGCAGGCGUUUGGAUUACCUCAAACAGUGACCCAACAAUAAGGGGCAAUGCAAUUUUUAAUGGGAAUCAAGGUGGUGUCUAUAUCUUUGGAGAUGGAAGAGGCCUUAUUGAAGGAAAUGACAUUUACGGUAAUGCAUUAGCAGGAAUACAGAUCCGAACAAACAGCUGUCCCAUAGUUCGACACAACAAGAUUCAUGACGGUCAGCAUGGUGGGAUUUAUGUGCAUGAAAAAGGCCAAGGGGUGAUAGAGGAGAAUGAAGUCUACAGCAAUACUUUGGCUGGAGUCUGGGUGACAACAGGGAGCACUCCAGUCUUGCGGAGGAACAGGAUACACAGUGGGAAACAGGUUGGAGUGUAUUUUUAUGACAACGGACAUGGUGUGUUAGAAGACAACGACAUCUACAAUCACAUGUACUCAGGGGUUCAGAUAAGAACUGGAAGCAACCCCAAAAUCAGACGCAACAAGAUCUGGGGUGGCCAGAAUGGGGGUAUCCUUGUCUACAAUUCUGGGCUUGGAUUUAUAGAAGACAAUGAGAUUUUUGAUAACGCAAUGGCUGGUGUAUGGAUUAAAACAGACAGCAAUCCUACACUACGAAGAAACAAAAUCCACGAUGGACGAGAUGGAGGCAUCUGUAUAUUUAAUGGGGGAAGAGGUCUUUUGGAAGAGAAUGAUAUCUUCAGGAAUGCUCAAGCCGGUGUUCUCAUCAGCACCAACAGCCACCCCGUGCUAAGGAAAAACCGAAUAUUCGAUGGGUUUGCCGCAGGUAUCGAAAUAACAAACCACGCAACUGCAACGCUAGAAGGCAAUCAGAUUUUCAACAACCGCUUUGGAGGUUUGUUCCUGGCCUCUGGUGUCAACGUCACGAUGAAAGAUAACAAAAUCAUGAACAAUCAGGACGCCAUAGAGAAAGCCGUCAGUAGAGGCCAGUGCCUGUACAAGAUCUCGAGUUACACCAGCUAUCCCAUGCACGACUUCUACAGGUGUCACACUUGUAACACCACGGACCGCAAUGCCAUCUGUGUCAACUGCAUCAAGAAGUGCCACCAAGGACAUGACGUGGAGUUCAUCAGACACGAUAGGUUUUUCUGUGACUGCGGAGCUGGAACGCUGUCCAACCCCUGCACGCUUGCUGGGGAGCCCACGCACGAUACGGACACACUAUAUGACUCUGCUCCACCUAUAGAAUCAAACACGUUGCAGCACAACUGAACUCCUUGCGGAAGGAAAGCCCUGCCAUUCAAAUCCCAUAACUGUCAAAACUGGUUUGGUUUUUUUGGAGGAAGUUAAACCAGCCCAUUUCUGCGGAGAGAGAGGCGGCAAAUUCAAGCGGCUGAGAGGUGUUGACACUAUGGAGCUCAACCUACCAAAAAAAAAGAAAGUGGCAAUAUGUUGACUCAGGAUAACGGACUGGGCGUUUCAGCAUUAACUGUGUUCCCACAGGCUCUGGAGGGACAGAAGCGGCGCACGAGAGGCCGCGGUUUGUACAGACCCCACUGCUGCCCUGCUGGCGUUUCCACAUGCAGCAGCGCCGUUCUGUCGACAAGGCAGCGCGGCCUUCGCUGCUGCCUUCACGGACAUGGGUACCGAUCGCUUUUGUAACAUGGUUAAAAAAAUGUGAGCUAGCACUUCUGCGUUCCUUAUGAGUUUUUUAACAUUUAUUUUAUGAUUUUAAUGCUUUAAUCUCACGUAGUUUGUUUCUAAUUUCAAGCAAAAAAAGAAACCCUCUUCCCGUACUUGAACGUGUCCUGUUCUGUUAGCGCACCUAGACUGUCCCUGUACUCAUGUCCCAGUAUGUACGUUCUUUCUAUGAAAGAGAAAACACUAAUCUUAAAUUAUAUCCAGCAAUUUUUCUGGUGUCCUCCCGACGUUAGCGUGCUCUCCUCCCCUGCCCCGGCACCGCUCUGUACUCACCCUAACCGGAAAGCGAGUGUUUUAAUGAGACUUCCUCACCCUCGCUGCGCUAUAAAACAAAAAGUACCUGUGUGACCACGUCUGUGAGUUGAGAUUUUAACGACGUGUUAAAGCCCGCGGUAGAAAGUCUCCUCAAAACAGUCUUGUACUUUUGCUCUGUUCAUAGUUUUUUUUUGAACAGCCUGGACAUGACUCACGGAACCUGCCGGAAACGGCAGCGAUCUCCCGCUCCGAUGACGCCGAGACAAGUAUAUAGGCAGCCCUACCCAGUUCCAUAGCUUCUCCCAUUGAUGUGUAUUGGUGACAGUGGGUAAUCAACAGCCUGACCGUGUAUGCAUGUACCAUAACAUCUAGACUUAAUAUAUUGUGGAGUACUCAAUAACCAUUAUGUAGAGGGUAGGUAAGAAUUAAAGGGUUUAAUUUCCUAGG
Molecule: messenger RNA, 3842 nt
Organism: Cuculus canorus (common cuckoo)
Lineage: Eukaryota; Metazoa; Chordata; Aves; Cuculiformes; Cuculidae
Gene: FBXO11
Product: F-box protein 11
Exons: 23
Coding region: 54-2711 (885 amino acids)
Biological process (GO): protein ubiquitination; ubiquitin-dependent protein catabolic process; regulation of apoptotic process
Molecular function (GO): zinc ion binding; protein binding
Source: RefSeq, a predicted model, not a curated record